This is a messenger RNA of Thyridium curvatum, 2058 nucleotides long. RefSeq lists its product as uncharacterized. Bases 1 to 2058 code for a protein of 685 amino acids. Gene Ontology annotation, molecular function: ATP binding; protein kinase activity. Gene Ontology annotation, biological process: spliceosomal complex assembly; protein phosphorylation; regulation of mRNA processing. The transcript has a single exon. Lineage: Eukaryota; Fungi; Ascomycota; Sordariomycetes; Thyridiales; Thyridiaceae. The record is from RefSeq and is a predicted model, not a curated record.
AUGGACUCCCCCGCAGCCAACACAGCAACCGCCAUCCGGAAGGAGUCCAGCUCCGACGGCGAGACAGGAACUCCAUGUGUCCCUGCCAUCGCUACUCCUUCCGAUUCUCUUCGCAAGACGACGGGAGGAACGGCUUCAUCCGCCUCUUCGGAGUUCGUGCGCAGUCCCGACAGCAACAAAGAAGCUGCUGAGCAAGAACCCGAGUCCGAGCGGCUGUACAUCAAGCCGGAAUUGGAGGUCGAAGACGUCGAGAAAUAUUGCCUCGGCGGCUUUCAUCCGAUCGACCUUGGCGACACUCUCGACGGCCGCUGGCUGGUCCGCAAUAAGCUGGGCCAGGGCGGCUUCUCGACCGUCUGGCUCUGCAAGGACCUGAAGAACAACGUUUGGCGCGCUGUCAAGGUCGUCACGGCCUACGCUUCAGGUAGGUUUGGCUGCCGGAUAGACUUUCACCCAGAGGUGUGGAUUCCCUCGACCCUAGAUGAAGCAAUGUGGACUGAGAGGGAGAGAGAUACCUGGGACAAGCACAUCCUGAGGGUCCUCGAGACAUUUUGGAUCGAGGGCCCCAACGGAAGACACUUAUGCUUCGUUUACCCCGUCCUGGGCCCCUCGAUGUAUGACAUCUGGCCGCUCUACACGAACGAGAAGGAGCUGCUCAAGGACUAUCUGUUCCAGAUCUGUAUCACCGUCCUUCUUCUGCACACGUACGAUAUUGUCCACGGUGACAUCAAGUCUAAGAAUGUGAUUCUCAAGGCUACCGGCAUCGAGACUCUGAGCGGCGAGGAGAUCGUGGAGGAGUUCGGCCUGCCCGUCACCGAGGAGCUGCGGUCGGCGACAAAGGAGCCUACAGACUGCCAUGCCCCUCGCCGGGUUGUCUUGCCCACGUCGCUCGACUUCAGGUCCAAGUAUGUUGAGAAGGAGAUCGUCCUCUCCGACUACGGCUGUGCAAGAUUCAUCUACGAGCCACAGGAACGCUCCCAUGGCUUCUCCGGGUACUUUGCCUCGCCUCAGAUGACGCUCGAUAGAUGGUGCGCGGGCGACAAGAGCGACACCUGGGCGGUCGGCUGCACCAUCAUGGACAUGUUGAUCGAGCCGCCGUUCAACUGGUUCAACGUUCUGCAGUACACCAACGAGAUCGAGGACUACAUGGGGCCCAUGCCCACGUACUACCGGGACCUGUGGCUGGAGCAGUACGGGCAGGAGAACUACUACCUCGGCGACCUGGAAAAGGUGGAGGACGGGACGGAGUGGCGGGAGGUGCAGUGGAAGUUGACGCCGCAGCAACUCGAUGAACUGCGAGACGCCGUCGCGGAGUGGCACCAGCGCGGCCUCGAGACGUCCUUUGAUAUGCUGAAACGUGAGCGGGACCGCAUCGGCAACAACCGGUCGGACCCCGUGUCCAUGUCGCACGAGGAGUGGGAUAAGAUCCGCGAAAAGCGGCGCGAGGAAACCGGGUUCUCGGACAUCAUCACCUGUGCGCUGACGCAAGCUGUGUUCCUCGUGCCAGAGGGCGAAGUUGGUAAGAUUGAAGAAAUUCCCUGGGAUUGCACCUUGGGUGGCAGUGUCGAGCAGACUGAUCAGCUCGCUCAGCAAGAAGAUUCCGAUUCACAUUCCGACUCCGACUCCGAGUACAAGUACACAGGUCUCACACGGAGCGAGAUUCGCGAGAUAGCCGACCUUAUGCGUAUUAUCUUCACCUGGGAGCAGGAGGCCACUCUCGUUGACGUUAUGAAGCACUCAUGGUUCGGGACUCGGUACAAGGACUGGCACGGGUAUUGGAAGGAGCGCAUGGACGCUGCGUGGCGAUUGCGGCAAAUGGAGAUGGAGGAGGAUCGCAGACUUGCUGCUGAUGAAUCGGCAAGUGUGAGGGGCUUACUGGAGUCUGAGUCUGAUGCUUCUUCUUGGGAGUGCGUGUCGGAACUGUCGAGCUCUGAUAGGGAUGCCCUUUUAGCACAAUCGAGCGUGUCCGCUGGUUCUGCGGUCACGAAGCGGUCAAAGCCUGGCUUGCUCUGGAGAGCCGGCGCCGCUCUGUUCCGGUUCGUGGCGCUCGUCAAGUGCUGA